AUGGCAGACACAGAUACUUUUAUCUCUGGUGCAGACGGCAACGAGGUCUUCCAGGCCAAGUACAUCCCCAAACAGACAUCGCCGUUGGCGCUGGACCAUCCAAGCAUGAAGGCGUUCAUUUGCACAUUCCCUCCCUUAGGUCAGGUGACUCAGAUUGACCAAAGUACAAGCACGUUUACGGCUUUGCUGGAGGUGGAUGAGAGCCGCAAUUCCGAUCCAUGGCAACUCUCGUUAUGGCACUCAGAUGGGAAAGAAUGGGUAGAGUGCCCUAUGGACCCUGUGAGGAAUUCCUCGGCCCACCCUACGGCCCUCCAGUCGGCUAGAGAGAGCUCAGGAUCCCCGCUCAGACGCCUCUACUUCACCACUCCUCUUGCAAUUCGAUUUUCCACGCACUUCACUAUAAAAUUCCGUGCCGGUAGUGAUCAGCCAUGGAAGUGGGUGCGGGAUCAUCAGGGAACGUCUGAUGGGACGGUCAUGAUGAGGACUGUGACUUCUCAAGAUGCCGUUUCAGGGGACCUAGGUGAUUUUAUCGAAGGCCUCAAUCCUGCUCUGAAGGCAAAGAACUCCCGCAGUCAGUGUCCUGGUGCCAGCCUUUGGUUAGUUGAGGCCCCGAUCGAAGCAGCCGAUGGAGAGAAGCCAGCAAUUAGGGAUAUCAAACUUGGCCUGCCAUGGGGAAAAGGCAAAAUUUCCAGAUGGUUUGCCCUCAUUCGGAUUUGGUCUCCGUGGCUCGCGCCAAGACAAGGAAAGUCCAUCUUCAAGCUCGAUAAAGAGGCAGUGAUGUCCUCUUUUCUCAGCCUUUCCGGCAAACAUUUGGUUCUCCUAGCCAUCAGCGGAGUAGAUAAUGUUAUGACUCUUUUCAAGAGUGAUAGUGACGGAAAUGUUAUCUUGCGUGUUCGGAAUGAUGGCCAGAAUACGUCCGUGUCGCGUGUUCUCGUUGGUCUAGGAGAUGAUUUCGAGUCAGCCAAUGCUGCUGUGAUGUAUCACGCUAGAGGUAUCGUUGCAGAAAAUAAGACCGCAAGUGGCGAGCAACAAAGGGAACUUGCAGCAUUGAAAGAAGGCGACGAGUCUACCAAACUUUGGGCAGAGAAUUGGUACGAUGGAUUAACUUACUGCACCUGGAAUGCGAUUGGACAACGACUCUCAGAAGAUAAGCUUAUCAAGGCGGUUGAAACACUGGCAGAAAAUAAUAUAAAUGUGACAAAUUUCAUAAUUGACGAUAACUGGCAAGCAAUUGAUUACCGAGGGCACGGCCAAUUCCAACAUGGAUGGGUUGAGUUCGAAGCCGAAAGAGAAGCAUUUCCGAAUGGGUUAAAACACACAGUUACGCGCAUCCGACAAAAACUUCCCAGUAUUCAACAUGUUGCGGUCUGGCAUGCAAUCCUGGGAUAUUGGGGUGGGCUCGCUCCUGAUGGGCAAAUUGCGAAGACCUACAAAACUGUCGAGGUUGUACGAGAGGAUGCAAUGCGACGAAACCUCCCUCUUGGUGGCAAGAUGACUGUCGUUGAUGAGGAAGAUGUCCCCAGAUUCUAUGAUGACUUUUACAGAUUUCUCGCAUCUUGUGGUGUAGAUGCCGUCAAGACUGAUGCCCAAUUCAUGCUCGACACUUUUGUUUCGGCGAAAGCGCGUUCCAGUCUGAUCUCAACAUACCUAGACGCCUGGACCAUAUCAACCCUCCGGCACUUCAGCGUCAAGGCAAUAUCCUGCAUGUCUCAAACGCCCCAAAUCCUCUUCCACUCUCAAUUGCCACAAAAUAAACCUCCGCUCCUUGUCCGAAACUCAGAUGAUUUCUUUCCUGAGGUGCCAACUAGUCAUCCUUGGCAUAUCUUCACAAAUGCACAUAACGCAUUAUUUACCCAACACUUGAACGUAAUUCCCGAUUGGGAUAUGUUUCAAACGGUUCAUGAUUACUCCGGCUUCCAUGCUGCAGCAAGAUGUGUCAGCGGGGGGCCGAUUUAUAUCACUGAUGUGCCAGGGCAGCAUGAUCUUAAUCUUAUCAACCAGAUGACAGGUCCUACGCCACGAGGAAAAACGGUAAUAUUCAGACCCAGCGUGAUGGGUAAGAGCUUGGAUCAGUACAAUGGUUAUGAUGACCAUAACCUACUUCUUGUUGGCACUUAUCACGGUCCAGCGGUGACAGGAACAGGCAUUAUCGGCUUCUUCAACGUCUCUCAGCGUCCGCUCAGCGAAUUAAUUCCAUUAUCGAAAUUCCCUGGUGUUAUUGAAGCUCAGUAUUACAUCAUCCGCGCUCAUUCCAGCGGCUUGGUCUCGGAACCAAUGCAGAUAGUCGAUUCGUCAUCUUUAAUUUACGUAUCUCUCGGAAUCCGAGGCUACGAUAUUCUUUCUGCUUAUCCAUUACGCGGCUUCGUAGAUGAAUCAAGGGCAGAAACGAUAUGGAUUGCCAAUCUUGGGCUUCUGGGGAAAAUGGCCGGUGCGGCAGCUGUUGUUGAUAGUCGCAUCACGAAACUUGAGAACGGGAUGAUUUUCAUCGAUACGAAUAUCAAAGCUCUCGGUGUCCUUGGACUUUAUAUCUCCAAUUUACCAGAAAUAUCGUGGAAGGAUAGGAUGAUGAUUACGGUCCUAGGAAGAGCUAUACCGAUCCACACUAUCGGUAUUAGCGAAGUCGACGAGCAUGUGCUUGAGAUUGAUACCGAGCAAGCAUGGAAGGAGAUGGGUCUCAAGAGCGGAUGGAGUAACGAGGUUGAAGUCAAGAUUUCUAUUAAUCGCGCCCACUAA
This is a messenger RNA of Venustampulla echinocandica, 2733 nucleotides long. RefSeq names its product (Trans)glycosidase. The transcript is spliced from 7 exons. Lineage: Eukaryota; Fungi; Ascomycota; Leotiomycetes; Helotiales; Pleuroascaceae. The record is from RefSeq and is a predicted model, not a curated record. Bases 1 to 2733 code for a protein of 910 amino acids.